Messenger RNA from Musa acuminata subsp. malaccensis (wild Malaysian banana), 2120 nucleotides. RefSeq lists its product as uncharacterized. NCBI's taxonomy places the organism in Eukaryota, Viridiplantae, Streptophyta, Magnoliopsida, Zingiberales, Musaceae. The record is from RefSeq and is a predicted model, not a curated record.
CGGUGGUCGGUAGUCGGUACUACGUCCCCGCGCGAACUCCGACGCCUACGUCAAAUAAUCGCCGAAUCUUUUCCUCGCGAUUCUGAAGCCCCAACAAAGCCCAAUUUCUCGGCUUUAUUUAAAUUUAGAUUGUUUUCCCGCCACCCGAUAAAUUGGCGAUGUUUCCGAGGCCCCCGUGCUGUCCUCCGGACUCUCCUCAGCGUGCCGGGAGCGGGUCGCCAUUUCCUCGCCCCCAAACCCCGAGCCCCAUCCCUAAGCCCGCUCGUCCUCUCUCUUCCUUCGUCUCCAACGCGGUGGAUCGUCGGCCUCUUAGGGCUCCCGGGGAGCUGCAACUCAUCACCGUCUUGCUUCCCGUUCUUUGUUUGAUGAGCCGUGGGUCCGAUCGCGCUGCGGAUUUCCGGCUCUCCGGCGAUUUCUUCCUGCUUCUGCUGCUGUUCCUCUUGGCCUUCUUCUUGUUCCUCUUGUCUCUCGUGCUCUUCGGUUUCCUUGGCCUCGUCGCUCUCUCUCGCCUUCUCCUUGAGUGAGUCUGGGGAACAAGAGGGGAUCUGUUUGGGCUUUUAGCUUCAGAAUCAACCGAUUCCUCAAGGGACUUAAUGGAAUUCCUCAAGACAAGGUUUCCAAGUCGUGUUGGUAAGUUGAAGGGGGUAAAAAACCCAGAUCAGGACCGAGAACAGUUGUCCUUGUCCUCGGAGGAGCUCAAAGAUGAGACCUUGGACGCAAUGCCGAAGUCGGCUACCGCUCCGGAUGGGGGAGACGACGACGACGACGACGAUUUCAUCACGAACGACGUGAAGAGGCGGCUGAAGGAACUGAGAAAGAACAGCUUCAUGGUCCUCAUACCAGAAGAAGGCCCUCCGGGAGAGCAGGAAGAGGAAGAGGAAGAGGAGGAGGAGAGCAGCUCGAGUGGGUGGGGGGGUGCCUCAGAAGCCGGUGCUGGGUAUUCCUGUUGUGGGUUCGACACAUUUUAUGACCAGUACUGCGACCGGAUGCUGUUCUUUGACAGGUUGAUAUCCCGGCAUCUAAAUGAAGCUGGAUCUCGGAGUACCUCACAGCGAUCACUCAGAUCUGUGUCGAAGAAGUUAGAUUUGGCCCUUCGAAAGCUCCGUUUCAAGAAGGGGCAAGACGAGCACCCAGACGACCGCGAACAACCACAGCUGCCGCAGCAGGAAGACGAGCGGUGCCGAAACCUUGAAGCUGCUUAUGUAGCGCAGGUUUCUUUAAGUUGGGAGGCACUUCAUGGUCAGUACAUGCAACUGAGAGUGAAGAUUUCGUCGCAGCCGGAGGAUGGUGCUUCCUAUGGCAAUGCUGCGCAAUUGUUUCAGCAGUUCCAGGUUUUGUUGCAGAGAUUUAUUGAGAACGAGCCAUUUGAGCAAGGAUCUAGGGUGGAGGUUUAUGCCCAUGGCCGGAGUUGGCUGUCUAAGUUGCUUCAGGUGCCGAAUUUUCUAGGUAUAGAUCAGAAAGAAAAUGUGGAGAAUUAUACGGACUUGCCAAUUCUUGCUGCCGACUUAGUUAAGAUAAUGGAGGAUUCCAUCCUAACCUUCCACCUUUUUCUGAAGAUGGACAAGAAAAGAACAGGUAGCUUCUUUCGAGCUCACAGCCCUCGGAGCUCCCUUCAUCAAGUGCAAGCCUCACUUGAUAAGAAGGAGAUGAGAGUGAAGGAACUGUUCAAAAAGAAGAAAGGGUGGAGGAAGAGAACCUGGCCGACCACCACGGAGGAAGUGGAACUGCUAUUUGCUCUCAUCGACAUCAAAGUCAUAUCGAGGGUUCUGAGGAUGGCACGGCUCAGCAAGGAACAGUUGUUAUGGUGUGAAGAAAAGAUGAGCAAGCUCGAUCUGUCGGGCAACAGACUCUGCAGGGAUGGCUCGCUGCUCCUCUUCCCCUGUUGAUAGUGCGCUUUGCUUGUUUUUCCUCCUGUGCUUCUAUUAGGACAUUUAUCAGACAAUAUAUCAACCUUUGAUCUGUAAAGUGCAGUAGUGGCCUUCCAAUUGUGACACAUACUAUGAUACUAUAGUAAUAAUAAAUCAAUACUACGACAGUUCAAAAAUUUAUUAUUGACUGAAAUUGAUAAAUCAAAGCAUAACAUCGCUCAUUAAUUUUCUAAGGUAGCAAUCAAGAUUUUU